AUGAAUUAUCUGGGUCUCUGUGUAACGAGGGAAAAGAAAGGAUGCACGACGGGCAACGUAUACAUGUUCACGCCCCUUUUGCAGGGAGACAUCAGGCGGGUCGCCGUUCAGCAUCCUUCUCAGUGCAUCAGCGGCGAGCUUGUCCUGAAGGAAAUGGCGGCGUCGCUGAAGGUUCUCCAUGAUGCGGGCCUUGUUCACGGCGAUGUAAAGGAGCAAAACUUUUUUGUGGGGAGAGAUGGCCACGUAGUGAUUGCUGACUUCGGUGCCCUAGGCUACCCUGGUUGUAGUUUAGAAGCUGGUACCCUAGGCUACAUUGCACCGGAGCGACUUGUCAACGACAACGCAAACUCUUUUGCCUCAGACAUAUGGGCUCUCGGAGUGACUUUCAAAAACGUGUUAACUGCCUUACGCGCUACAGUCCGAGCAGACCGGGAAGUGUUAGAUGGAUUGUCAAACCGGAUGACCGCUUCCGAUCCUGCUGCUCGUCCAUCAGUGGACGACGUGCUGUUAGACCCCUGUCUCUCCGCCCCGCCCAGUCUCGCAAGCCACGAUGUUGCACCGUUCACUCCCGAUGCUUUUGGUUAUUAUUGUUUGACUGGAGCGACCAAUACAUCAGAUUAA
Messenger RNA from Toxoplasma gondii ME49, 621 nucleotides. RefSeq names its product rhoptry kinase family protein ROP46, putative. The record is from RefSeq and is a predicted model, not a curated record. The transcript is spliced from 2 exons. NCBI's taxonomy places the organism in Eukaryota, Apicomplexa, Conoidasida, Eucoccidiorida, Sarcocystidae. Bases 1 to 621 code for a protein of 206 amino acids. Gene Ontology annotation, molecular function: ATP binding; protein kinase activity. Gene Ontology annotation, biological process: protein phosphorylation.